CUCCAAAUCCUCCGUUAUCCCCUCUCCUUCACCACUCUCUCUCUCUCCCUCCAAGAUGCCCUGCGUUGCUUCACUCUCCUAUUCAACAUCUCUGCAACUCUCCUCUUCUGUCUAUGGACAACCCUUGUCAUCAUCAUCAUCUAGUCUUAUCAUGAGGGGCCCACUGAACUUCUCAUUAGCUUCUUUCUCUGGGAAAAAAUCCAAUCUUCAAAAGCGUUUUGUUGUUGAAGCAAAGAGGCUUUUGGGCAUAGAGGAGGCCAUUAAAAUCAGGAGAGAGCGUGAGCUUCUAGGUACGAAGAUCAUUAAAAGGCCACCUUUGAGGCGAGGAAAGGUAUCCCAACGUCUUCCAGUGCCUGAUCACAUACCAAAGCCUCCUUAUGUUGGUUCCAACUUGUUACCAGAAAUCUCUCCUGAACAUCAAAUUCCUGAUUCUGAAGGCAUCGCUUGCAUGAGGGCUGCAUGUGAGCUUGCUGCUCGGGUCUUGGAUUCUGCCGGGAAAUUGGUCAGGCCAUCUGUGACCACAAAUGAAAUUGAUAAAGCGGUGCACCAAAUGAUUAUUGACGCUGGUGCUUAUCCUUCACCUCUUGGCUAUGGGGGAUUUCCAAAGAGUGUAUGCACAUCAGUCAAUGAGUGCGUGUGCCAUGGAAUACCUGAUUCUCGCCAACUACAGGAUGGCGACAUAAUAAACAUUGAUGUGACAGUAUACUUAAAUGGUUAUCAUGGGGACACAUCAAAAACCUUUUUUUGUGGCAACUCCAUUAGUGAUUCUGCGAAACGGCUUGUCGAGGUAACUGAAGAGUGCUUGCACAAAGGGAUUGCUGUUUGCAAAGAUGGCGUUUUGUUUAGGAAGAUUGGAAAGAGGAUUAGUGAACAUGCUGAACAAUUUGGGUUUGGUGUCGUUGAUCGUUUCGUUGGGCAUGGUGUUGGGACAGUAUUUCAUUCUGAACCGUUUAUAUUUCAUCACCGCAAUGACCAGCCUGGUCGCAUGGUUGAAGGUCAAACAUUUACAAUUGAACCAAUUCUUACACUAGGGAGCACAGAAUGCAUCACAUGGGAAGAUAACUGGACAACUUUGACAGCUGAUGGCCGUCUCGCAGCGCAGUUUGAGCAUACCAUUUUGAUUACAAGAACCGGUGCUGAAAUUUUGACGAAAUAUUAAAGAGGAAAAAAGUGUUCGUAACUUUUUCUCCCGAUAUAUAGAAGACCAGGAGAAAAUGUUUGUGCCAUUUGCCUUCAUGUAGAACCUCUGUAUUUUUCUUGGUGUUGAAGGCUGUAAAGGUGUUCAUAUUCAUUGAACAAGUGAAAUUCUCGAACGGAAAGGGUAGGUUUUACAAAGCUCCCUGGUAAUGGACUUUAGCAAGAGAAGUGUUGAACUGGGAACAUAACGUGCAAAAUGAUUUGUAUGAUCCAUUAGAUUUGUAAUUCACUAUUUCUUCAGUGUC
This is a messenger RNA of Rhododendron vialii, 1442 nucleotides long. RefSeq names its product methionine aminopeptidase 1B, chloroplastic. The transcript is spliced from 10 exons. The coding region runs from base 56 to 1159 and encodes 367 amino acids. Gene Ontology annotation, biological process: proteolysis. NCBI's taxonomy places the organism in Eukaryota, Viridiplantae, Streptophyta, Magnoliopsida, Ericales, Ericaceae. Gene Ontology annotation, molecular function: metalloaminopeptidase activity. The record is from RefSeq and is a predicted model, not a curated record.